AUGGAGUUCGAGGACGACGAGACGAGCACGCAGGAGCAUUCGUUCAGGGCAGAGGGCACUCUCGAUGCUGAUGCUACAAGGGCUCUUGUGUGCCGCGACUUCCAAUAUUGCAGGUCUGACAAGAUGAGGGAGGGCUACUCCCAGGAGCUCGAGGAGGGCAAGCAGUUGGUGGAGGAGGCUCGGGGAAAGCUCGAGGCAUGGUUUGCACGAAAGUUGGACGAUGUUGACAUUGUGGGCCCCGAGAGAGCUGUGUAUGACGAGAUUCUUCGGGACGUGGAGAGCGCAUUCGUUGUGCUGAACGGCAAGAUGAAAGCCGUGAAAACGGCUACUGCUGUGAACCAAGAGUUCCAGGUCUCGGGCAUGGAGCUUGGAGGAGCUGCAGGGCAUUUGAUUUCCUCUUCGGGAAAAUGGCCGAGCAACUUUCAGCGGGAUAUGCUCCGAAAGUGUGCCCCAUCCCAGGUUCCGGUUACCAAGUUGCAGGUCCCGGUAAACGCGAAGGGCAUGCUGAAGAAACGGAGUCUUCCUGUGGUGCUGCCUCACGAGGUGUUUCCUUGGCUUGUGAAGCAGGGUAUUAUUCCGCUGAAUGAUACGGCUGAGAUUGGAGAGUUCUGGUCUCAUGCUAGAACGGCCGGGAUGCCAACCAUGGGGGCCACGGACUCGCAUAUCCCGCUGUAUCUCUGGGGUGACGAUGCCAGAUUCACAGAGACGCACGAGGAUAAGCUUGUGGUUGUGGCUUUUGGCAGGGUGCUUGAGACUUCCAAGAAUGCCCUCGAGACAGUAUGGCCUCUCUUUCUUUACCAGCAGGUCGUGGCUUCUUUCAACAUCCUCUUUGAGCAGGGUGUCAUGGUGGAGACUCCAAGUGGCGAACGCAAACGUGUUUUUGCUGCAGUGGUGCAAUUUCAAGGCGAUUGGAAGUGGCACAAGGCCGCCCGACAUUAG
Symbiodinium sp. CCMP2592 is the source of this 939-nucleotide messenger RNA. NCBI's taxonomy places the organism in Eukaryota, Dinophyceae, Suessiales, Symbiodiniaceae. The record is from the annotation of a GenBank genome assembly.